This is a messenger RNA of Ostertagia ostertagi, 561 nucleotides long. The record is from the annotation of a GenBank genome assembly. Lineage: Eukaryota; Metazoa; Nematoda; Chromadorea; Rhabditida; Trichostrongylidae.
AUGCUAUACGGAGUUAUUUACAUGGAAGCCUGUGUUGUCAUCAAAGAAUCUGAUUACAAGAGUUUGCGCUGUCCACGUCUCCAACAUAUCAAAUCGUGUCAGCCAGGCAGACCAGUAUUCGAGAUCACUGACAAUUCUGAUUUGGUGGAUGUGAGAAUAUCCAACAAAAUCGAAUUCCAAGACGGUGAGGAUGUGAUCGUCGUCAGGGGAAACGCGAAACUUCCACCAUCUACAACCAACAAACUGAAGAAUAUCUGCCCUUACUGUAACAUCGUUUCCGACUAUUCCAAAUGUAGCAGUAUAGUAUCUAUCGGAAGCGUAAGCGAGCUCCUCGAGCAAUGUUCUGGAGAGUCAUCCAUUAUCGGGAAACCUGGCCUAACUCUAGACUACAAUUUCACAGAAACCGAGAUAAAUCGACUAUUUUCUGGUGCGGAGGAAAUCCGAUUGUGUCUUGUCGUGCGGGGAACACAAAUCACCAACCUGGUAUUCCCAAAACUGAAGCGAUGGAAAACUUGUUCACCUGGUGAGCUUAUCGUAGUCCGAGCGAACACCAUCAGUUGA